Hypoxylon fragiforme is the source of this 1763-nucleotide messenger RNA. Its product is annotated as cyclophilin-like protein. Gene Ontology annotation, biological process: protein peptidyl-prolyl isomerization. Bases 119 to 1570 code for a protein of 483 amino acids. Gene Ontology annotation, molecular function: peptidyl-prolyl cis-trans isomerase activity; RNA binding. Gene Ontology annotation, cellular component: nucleus. The transcript has a single exon. Lineage: Eukaryota; Fungi; Ascomycota; Sordariomycetes; Xylariales; Hypoxylaceae. The record is from RefSeq and is a predicted model, not a curated record.
AUACUAUGCUCCUACCUACACUAGGUAUUACCUACUCUACAAUUUAGGUACUACCCUUGACUCAUAGAACAUGAGCCGUCAAUUCAUCCCCCUAUGAUCACGCCGCCCCCACGAAAUCAUGUCGGUGCUCCUUGAAACAAGCGCCGGCGACAUCGUCAUCGACCUGUUGGUUGACUAUGCCCCAAAGGAAUGCGAAAACUUUCUUAAGCUCUGCAAGGUCAAAUAUUACAACUUCUCGCCCGUUCAUUCUAUCCAGCAAAACUUCUCCUUCCAAACCGGUGAUCCCCUCGGUCCAAUCUCUGCCUCCUCCGAUGGAGGUUCUUCUAUAUGGGGCCUUAUGUCUGGCUCCUCCAAGAAGACCUUUCCUGCCACCUUCCAUCCUAAACUGAGGCAUCUCGAGAGAGGAACUGUGUCCAUGGCUACCGCCCCACACCCUUCUGAUCCUGAUGCUCGCGUGGCCGGGAGUCAGUUCAUCGUCACUCUAGGUGAUAACACGGACUACUUGGAUGGAAAAGCCGCGAUAUUUGGUAAAGUCGUUGAAGGAUUCGAUGCUCUCGAAAAGAUCAACAACGCGAUUACUGACAAAGACGGACACCCCCUCGUCGAUAUUCGGAUAAAGCAUACUAUUAUCCUUGACGACCCGUACACCGAUCCACCCGGGCUGCGAGAACCUAGCCAAUCGCCCCCGCCAUCCAAGGCACAGCUUGCCACCGUACGAAUCGACGACAAUGCCCCCCUAGCGGAAGACAUUGAUGAAGCGGCCGCCGAGAAGGCCCGGCGCGAGAGGGAUGCGCGCGCCCAGGCCCUCACCCUAGAAAUGAUGGGUGAUCUCCCUUUCGCCGAAGUGAAGCCCCCGGAAAACGUGCUUUUCGUUUGCAAGCUUAAUCCCGUUACCACUGAUGCCGACCUCGAGCUCAUCUUUAGCCGAUUCGGCAAGAUUCUAUCAUGCGAAGUAAUACGCGACAAGAAGACGGGCGAUAGUUUACAGUAUGCCUUUGUCGAAUUCGAAGACAAGAGCGCGUGCGAGGCUGCCUAUUUCAAGAUGCAAGGAGUGCUGAUCGAUGACCGAAGAAUACACGUAGACUUCAGCCAGAGCGUGAGCAAAUUGGCGGAGGUUUGGCGAGGCGGCGAGAAUGCGAAGCGGAAAAGACGGCAUGAUGGAGGCGGCUGGGGUGGCGUAAAGAGUUUGGAGAAAUGGAGAAAGUAUAGGGAAGAAGAUGGUCACGACGACGACGAGAGCCGCUACAACAUGGUUUAUGGUGAUGAGGAGAUGCGCGGUCGACACGAGCGUCAGAGGGAUGGUGAAGAGGGAGUUGGGGAUCGACCCGAGAAUGUAGGUAAAGGCCGUGGGGGGGAUCGAAACCGGGGCUGGGACCGAGGCCGAGGUGGUCACCAACGCAACAGAGACAGAGAACCCCAACGGCGAAGUAGGAGUCCUAUGAGAAACAAACCUCGAGACGACAGAGGUCGAUCCAACGAAACCGGAAGGAAUGAGCGUACCAGGCCUCGACAUGACAACCGAUAUCAAACAGACCAGGAUAGAGAUCGUGAACAAUACCGCCGAAGAUAGUAAUAUCACCCACUACCAUGAUGCCAAGAUGAUCGCAAGAAGGAUUCCAUUACCCAAGAAACUACGAAUCGGUACUCCCCAUCUCGCUACUGCAAUGACAUGAGUGUUCAGGUAGAGACGGCUUAGCCUGAAGUCAUGAAAGAAGGCUAAUCAAUAUCCAUUACUAAUAUAGUCUCGUUCUGCCAUAGACCAU